CGGGGAGGGCGGGAGGGUGGGGGAAGACUCGCCGACCGACCCGCGGACCGACAGACGGACGGACCGACGGGCGGGCAUGCGGGCGGCCCGACUUUAGCCCGGGCUCGGGGCUCCGGCCGCAGCCAUGGAGCGGCGGCUGCGCGCGCUGGAGCGGCUGGCGCGGGGCGAGGCCGGCGGCGGCCCGGGGCUCGACGGCCUCCUGGAUCUGCUGCUGGGGCUGCACCACGAGCUCAGCAGCGCCCCCCUGCGGCGGGAGCGCAACGUGGCGCAGUUCCUGAACUGGGUCAGCCCCUUCGUAGCAAAGGUCAAAGAGCUGCGGCUGCAGAGAGAUGACUUUGAGAUCUUGAAGGUGAUCGGCCGAGGGGCCUUCGGGGAGGUGGCUGUGGUGAGGCAGAGGGACAGUGGACAGAUUUUUGCCAUGAAAAUGCUGCACAAGUGGGAGAUGCUGAAGAGGGCUGAGACGGCCUGUUUCCGGGAGGAGCGGGACGUUCUGGUGAAAGGGGACAGCCGCUGGGUGACCGCUCUGCAUUACGCCUUCCAAGAUGAGGAGUACCUGUAUCUGGUGAUGGACUACUACGCAGGAGGGGACCUCCUCACUCUGCUGAGCCGCUUCGAGGACCGCCUCCCGCCCGAGCUGGCCCAGUUCUACCUGGCCGAGAUGGUGCUGGCCAUCCACUCGCUGCAUCAGCUGGGCUAUGUCCACAGGGACGUCAAGCCAGACAACAUCCUCCUGGACAUGAACGGGCACAUCCGCUUGGCCGACUUUGGCUCCUGCCUGCGUCUCAACAACAGUGGCAUGGUGGAUUCCUCCGUGGCAGUGGGGACGCCAGACUACAUCUCCCCCGAGAUCCUGCAGGCCAUGGAGGAGGGCAAGGGCCACUAUGGCCCCCAGUGCGACUGGUGGUCCCUGGGGGUCUGUGCCUACGAGCUGCUCUUUGGGGAGACGCCCUUCUACGCCGAGUCCCUGGUGGGGACCUACGGCAAGAUCAUGAACCACGAGGACCACCUGCACUUCCCCCCAGAUGUGCCCGAUGUGCCGGCCAGUGCCCGAGACCUGAUCCGCCAGCUGCUGUGCCGCCAGGAGGAGCGUCUGGGCCGUGGAGGGCUGGAUGACUUCCGGAACCACCCCUUCUUCGAAGGCGUGGACUGGGAGCGGCUGGCGAGCAGCACUCCUUACAUCCCUGAGCUCCGCGGGCCCAUGGACACCUCCAACUUUGACGUGGACGACGACACCCUCAACCAUCCAGGGACCCUGCCGCCACCCUCCCAUGGGAACUUCUUAGGCCACCACCUGCCAUUCGUGGGCUUCACCUACAUCUCAGGCAGUCCAGGCCCUGAGAGCAGUUCCGAGCAGUUGGCUGCCCUGGAGCGGAAGCUCCGUUGUGUGGAGCAGGAGAAGGUGGAGCUGAGCCGGAAGCUCCAAGAAGCUCUGCAGACCCCCUCAGACCAUCGGGAGCUGGAGCAGCUACGGAAGGAAGUGCAGAUUCUGCAGGACAGGCUGUCAGAGACGCUGAAGGACAGCACAGUGGACGGUCCCCCAGUGGGUAGGCCCGGCCAGGACAGUGACCUGAGGCAGGAGAGAGACCAACUCCUCCAGGAGCUGGCCGAGGCUCGGGCUGGGCUGCAGGCGCAGGAGCAGGAGCUCUGCAGGGCCCAGGGGCGGCAGGAGGAGCUGCUCCGGAAGCUGCAGGAGGCCCAGGAGAGAGAGGCGGCCAUGGCCAGCCAGACCCAAGCCCUGAACUCCCAGCUGGAGGAAGCCUGGGGUGCCCAGAAGGAGCUGCAGGCCCAGGUGGCUGCCCUGAGCCAGGAAGUGACGCGGCUCCAGAAACAGAGGGAACGAAGCCUCGAGAAGGAGUCAUCCCGGGUCAACGUGACUGUCCACACUGCCUCUGAGACCAACGGCACAGGAUCGCCCGAGGGCGGGCCUCAGGAGGCACAGCUGAGGCAGGAGGUGGCCGCCCUGCGUGUGCAGCUGGAGCAGGCCCACAGCCACGGGCCGAGUGGAAAGGAGGAGGCUCUAUGCCGGCUACGGGAGGAGAACCAGCGACUGAGCCGGGAGCAGGAGCGGCUGCUGGAAGAGCUGGAGCGGGAGCAGCAGAGCAAGCAGAGGCUGGAGGGAGAGCAGCGGGAGACAGAGAGCAACUGGGAGGCCCAGAUUGCCGACAUCCUUACCUGGGUGAAUGAUGAGAAGGUGUCAAGAGGCUACCUGCAGGCCCUGGCCACCAAGAUGGCCGAGGAGCUGGAGUCCUUGCGGAAUGUGGGCACCCAGACUCUCCCUGCCCGGUCGCUGGAUCACCAGUGGAAGGCACGGCGGCUGCAGAAGAUGGAGGCCUCAGCCAGGCUGGAGCUGCAGUCAGCACUAGAGGCCGAGAUCCGGGCCAAGCAGGGCCUGCAGGAGCGGCUGACGCAGGUGCAGGAGGCCCAGCUGAGGGCUGAGAGCCGUCUGCAGGAGACUGAGAAGCAGAACCAGGGCCUGCAGCAGGAACUGGCUGCACUCCGGGAGGAGCUGCGGGCCCGUGGCCCAGGAGACACCAAGCCCUCCAACUCCCUGAUUCCCUUCUUGUCCUUCUGGAGCACAGAGAAGGAUUCCGCCAAGGACCCUGGCAUCUCAGGAGAAGCCCCCAGGUCUGGAUUGGAGCCAGAGCUGAGGCCAGAGGGCCGUCGCAGCCUGCGCCUGGGGGCCGUGUUCCCCAGGGCGCCUGCUGCUACCACAGCCUCCCCAGAAAGUCCUCCUGCGAAGCCCGGCUCACACACGCUGCGCCCCCGGAGCUUCCCGUCCCCCACCAAGUGUCUCCGCUGCACCUCGCUGAUGCUGGGUCUGGGCCGCCAGGGCCUGGGCUGUGACGCCUGCGGCUACUUCUGUCACUCGACUUGUGCCCCACAGGCCCCGCCCUGCCCCGUGCCCCCUGACCUCCUCCACACGGCCCUGGGAGUGCACCCCGAGACGGGCACGGGCACCGCCUACGAGGGCUUCCUGUCGGUGCCACGGCCCUCUGGUGUCCGGCGGGGCUGGCAACGAGUGUUUGCCGCCCUCAGUGACUCGCGCCUGCUGCUGUUUGACGCCCCGGACCCGAGGCUCAGCCCGGCCAGCGGGGCCCUCCUGCAGACACUCGAUCUGAGGGACCCCCAGUUCUCAGCUACCCCUGUGCUGGCCUCUGAUGUUAUCCACGCCCAAUCCAGGGACCUGCCACGUAUCUUUAGGGUGACGGCCUCCCAGCUGACGGUGCCACCUGCCACAUGCACCGUGCUGCUGCUGGCAGAGAGCGAGGGGGAGCGGGAGCGCUGGCUGCAGGUGCUGGGCGAGCUGCAGCGGCUGCUGCUGGACGCGCGGCCAAGGCCCCGGCCCGUGUACACACUCAAGGAGGCCUACGACAACGGGCUGCCGCUGCUGCCCCACACGCUCUGCGCCGCCAUCAUCGACCAGGAACGGCUUGCCCUGGGCACCGAGGAGGGCCUGUUUAUAAUCCACCUGCACAGCAACGACAUCUUCCAGGUGGGCGAGUGCCGGCGGGUGCAGAGGCUGGCAGUGAGCCCCACAGCAGGCCUUCUGGCCGUGCUCUGCGGCCGUGGCCCCAGCGUGCGCCUCUUCCCCCUGGCCGAGCUGGAGAAUGCAGAGGCAUCCGGUGCCAAGAUCCCUGAGUCUCGAGGCUGCCAGGCACUGGCAGCCGGGCGCAUCCUGCAGGCCCGCACCCCUGUGCUCUGUGUCGCAGUCAAGCGCCAGGUGCUCUGCUACCAGCUGGGCCCAGGCCCGGGGCCCUGGCAGCGCCGCAUCCGCGAGCUGCAGGCGCCAGCACCUGUGCAGAGCCUGGGGCUGCUGGGCGACCGGCUGUGCGUGGGAGCGGCCGGUGCCUUUGUCCUCUACCCGCUGCUCAACGAGGCUGCGCCCUUAGCGCUAGGGGCUGGCCUGGUGCCUGAGGAGCUGCCACCGUCCCGUGGGGGCCUGGGCGAGGCACUGGGGGCCGUGGAGCUCAGCCUCAGUGAGUUCCUGCUGCUCUUCACCACUGCUGGGAUCUACGUGGACAAUGCCGGCCGGAGGUCUCGCAUCCAGGAGCUGCUGUGGCCAGCAGUGCCCACGGGCUGGGGUUAUGCAGCCCCGUACCUGACAGUGUUCAGCGAGAACGCCAUUGACGUGUUUGAUGUGAGGCGGGCAGAGUGGGUCCAGACGGUGCCACUCAAGAAGGUGCGACCCCUGAACCCAGAGGGUUCCCUGUUCCUCUACGGCACAGAGAAGGUCCGCCUGACCUACCUCAGGAACCCACUCGCAGAGAAGGACGAGUUCGACAUCCCGAACCUCACCGACAAUAGCCGGCGCCAGCUGUUCCGCUCCAAGAGCAAGCGCCGCUUCUUUUUCCGCGUGUCGGAAGCGCAGCUGCAGCAGCAGCGCAGGGAGAUGCUGAAGGAUCCUUUUGUGCGCUCCAAGCUCAUUUCCACGCCCACCAACUUCAACCACUUGGUGCACGUAGGCCCUGCGGACGGGAGGCCCUGCGCCGGGGAACUGCCCCCAGGACGGGCUCCAGACCAGAAGGGCCGAGGUGCCCGCAGCUCUGGCCCACAGCGGCCUCACAGCUUCUCAGAGGCCCCGCGACGUCCGGCCUCCAUGAGCAGUGACGGCUUCGCUGGAGACUCAGACCCCAUGAAGAAGAAACCUUGGACAUCACUGUCCAGCGAGUCCGUGUCCUGCCCCCAGGGACCUCCAAGCCCCCCAGCCUCUCCUGUGCAGGUCUCAGAGCGGCCCCGGAGCCUCCCCCCGGCCCCUGAAUCUGAGAGCUCCCCUUGACACCCUCUGGCGGGGCCCACCCCAAUCCCAGGAUUGAGAGACUUGAGGGAGCAAAGAGCUUGAGGAACGCCAUACUCCGGCUGGUCCGGGAUGUGUGGAAAUUCGGACUCAGGGAGGGCCUGGGCUGGGCAGCAAUGGGGACCCUGGCCUGGGUUCCCCAGGCCGGUGGCGGGGGCGGGGGGGGGGUGGCUGGGAGGGGGUCUGACUCCGAGCCCUCAUCCCGCCUUUCCCCUCCGCUCCCAGCCCCAACCUGUGUUCGCCAUGGGGAACAGGAUGGCCCCCUUCCGCCCUGGGGGCCCCUCUGCCCUGGUGUCCAGGGCUGAUCGUGCCAAAGCUCGCAUUUGCAGGGCCGAGCCCUAGGAGGCGUGUGAAUAAGCGUCGGGAUGAGGGACAGAGAAGGGCCGGGUCCCUGGGAGCAGUGGACUGUUUAACCCCCAGGGAGGCCGAGCUGGGGCACGUCCCAGCCUCCACUCAGGGUCAGGGUGGGAGAGACAGAGACGGAGGGAGAGCAUGUAGGUGAAGGAGGUGGGAGAGGCAAGAGGCAGGAAAGUGCAGAGGAGGGGACGUGAUGGGAAGCAGGUGAAAGCCAUUCAGAGGCUGCGGAGGCAGGGAGAAGGAUGGAGGAGGAGGGAUGGAGAAGAGAGAGGCCAGAGGAGAGGGGAGGGGGCUGGGGGAGCGCCCAGGGGGCGUCUCUCUGCGGGAGCCGGUGGGGGUGGGGACAGGGAGGGGCUCCUCGAGCAGUGGAGCCAAAGGACAUUGUCACGGAAUCCGUCCAAGAGGAAGGUAACUCCUAGACAGGGAAGGGAUGGGGGGGUAUUUAUAAGGGCUACUUGGUGGAAGAUGGGCACCCCAAGGGUCUCCAGGCACACUGUGGCCCUUCCCAGAAAGGGAGGGGUCCUUCUUCUCAAAGCUUCAACCACUCGUGUAUUAGGGGAUCAUAGGGGCAUUUUAUUAUUGAUCACAGUCGCCAUUAUUGUUAUUAUAUUACUAUUUUUAUUAUUAAACCUCCCCCUCCAGAUAAGUAGGGGGCAAAAUAAGUAUUUAUCUUCUCAAAUGCCAUAUGCAAGGGAGGGAUCAACCCUGACGCUCUGUGAGGCAGUAAGAAACCAAUAAAGACAACUUGCGAAGCUGCUG
This is a messenger RNA of Sus scrofa (pig), 5911 nucleotides long. It is a transcript of the gene CDC42BPG, whose product is annotated as CDC42 binding protein kinase gamma. The record is from RefSeq and is a predicted model, not a curated record. Gene Ontology annotation, molecular function: ATP binding; protein serine/threonine kinase activity. NCBI's taxonomy places the organism in Eukaryota, Metazoa, Chordata, Mammalia, Artiodactyla, Suidae. Gene Ontology annotation, cellular component: cytoskeleton; cytoplasm. Gene Ontology annotation, biological process: peptidyl-threonine phosphorylation; actomyosin structure organization.